Messenger RNA from Rubroshorea leprosula, 1914 nucleotides. NCBI's taxonomy places the organism in Eukaryota, Viridiplantae, Streptophyta, Magnoliopsida, Malvales, Dipterocarpaceae. The record is from the annotation of a GenBank genome assembly.
CUUACAUCAAACAAAAAGUUUGCAUUUUCCUUCUCUGUAAUUUUUGCUUUUACUUGCUGAUUUUUUUGUGUUAUUUUCUGUUAACUUUGAAGCUCUGUGGAUUCUCUGUAAUGGUGGAGAUUUCAGCCGUAGAAUUGUGUUAGUUUCCUCAAAGCAAACUCAGAUUCAUGCUCACACUACUGAGUUUUGUUUUGAUCUUUGAAUCCCAAUCAAAGUUUUUCUCUUUUUUUAACAAUUUUUUUUUUUCAACUUGAACCCUGUUCUUUCAUUUUAAUUCAACCUUCUUUUCUAAUUUUCUUCUUGCUCUGUUUCAGAGCUCAUUUGUCCAUAUAAUGUUUGUUUUGGGGUAAUUUCUGUAGUAAACUAGCUCUCUUUGCCUUUCUUGUAACUUAGUUUAGAGAAAGUUUGAAUCUUUAUUGUGUAGGUAGGCCAGGGUUCUAAGGGUUUUUGCUAAUUAGGGUUUUCAGUUUUUUGGGUUUUAAUUUGUUGAUCUAACAUAUAUAAAUGGAGUUGAAAGAGGGACUAAACCCAGCUGUGGCACUGAAGGGAGAUGAAGCUCCAGCGGGCUACCAUGUGGCCCCCAGAAUUGAAAACUCAACCCAAUUUGGGGGCCCCACUAUGCAGGCUGCAGCAGCGCUUUCGGCAACUGGAGCUCCCCCUCCCGCUACUGUAGCUAGUGUAGCUGCGCCUCCUGUGAGUGCAGGGAUGUCCGGGCCCGGAACCGGGUCUGAAGCAAAGAAAAGGAGAGGCAGACCUAGAAAGUAUGGUCCAGAUGGAACUGUGGCAAUGGCUUUGUCCCCAAUGCCCAUAUCCUCAUCGAUUCCACUGACUGGAGAGUACUCGGCUUGGAAACGAGGGAGAGGGAAACCUGUAGACACAAUUAAGAAGUCAUAUAAAUAUGAGUUUGAGAGUUCAGGUAAUAGAAUUGCAUAUUUUGUCGGUGCAAGUUUCACACCUCAUGUGCUCACUGUUAAUGCUGGUGAGGAUGUUACUAUGAAGAUCAUGUCUUUUUCUCAACAAGGAUCUCGAGCUAUAUGUAUCCUAUGUGCAAAUGGUACUAUUUCAAAUGUGACACUUCGACAGCCUACUUCUUCUGGAGGAACUCUGACUUAUGAGGGCCGUUUUGAGAUACUUUCCUUGUCUGGAUCAUUUAUGCCUACUGAGAAUGGGGGAACAAAGGGUAGAUCAGGUGGGAUGAGUGUUUCUUUGGCAGGUCCAGAUGGCCGUGUUCUGGGUGGAGGACUUGCUGGGCUAUUGAUAGCUGCUGGACCAGUACAGGUUGUUGUGGGCAGUUUCCUACCAGGUCACCAGCUGGAGCAGAAACACAAGAAGCAGCGAACUGAGUCCAUACCAGUUGUGACCCCUGCAAUUGUCAAUACCAUCGCUGCAGAAGAAACGAAAGCAUCUUAUGGCGGAGUAAAGCCAUUUCUUACCUCUACUUUAUCCUUCCACGGAGAUGGUUCAGCUUCUUUGAACCCCAUCCAAGGUAUCAGGCCCUCAGCUGUUGACAAUAAAUCAUCUUCACUUGAUGAUGACUCUAGGGACCACAGCCUGUCACAAUGCGAGGUUUCCAGCUGAUACGGUUUAUACACUAUUCGUCUAGAUGCUGGUCCAUCUCAAUCAUUUACUACAGACACAAACAUCAUUUAGGCUCGCUUGACCUUCUCUAGAACCAAUAUAACGUUGUUGGCGGCAUACUAAGGAAGAAGUAGGGUUUUGUUUUAGCUCAAGUAGGUUUUUUUAUCUUUGUAUUGGUUUUUAACCUGACAGUUCUACUGUCUGAUUAGGUUUAGGUAGGACAUCUGAUUAUUGAGAUCUCAUUAUUAGGCUGCUGUUGACAUGUAUUCUUUCCUAGUUGUCUUUCAUGUUGUUGUACCAUUUGAUAUAUGAAUCCUGGUGACAUUCUUAUCAUCC